AUGGCGUUUGUGCUGAGGAGAGGCCGGAAGGGCCCCUUCAAACAUAUAGCUCAUGGCCUGGUCCCUGCUGCUACCAUAGCUCCUAAACCUGCAGUUCCCCGCACCCCUCCCCCUCGUAGUCCAAACCCUUCUCCAGAAAGGCCCAGAUCUGCUCUAGCAGCAGCUAUCCUUGCAACAACACUAACGGGACGCACUGUUGCUAUUCCUCAGCCUCGGCAGAGAUCACUUUCUGAAAGUGAUUCCACCUACGUGGAACAAGAGUGUUUUGAACCAUAUGCAACAGUCACAGAGCUCAGAGUGGGGCCCAACUGGAAACUUGAUGGUAGUGACAGAUCUCCUGUACAGUCCCUGGAAAUACCAGGCAAUUAUGGCGAAGAUGAGGACAUGGACACCUGUUUUUCAGAUGCUGAUAAAGAGGCGGAGUCCAGCGGUCAAAGUAAUGAGAAAAGGAGAGAAGGCUUUAGCACCAAUGCUAUUUAUGCUCUUCCCUGCAAAAAUAAAAAGGAAGAGCCUCCAUCAUCUUCUAGUACUAAUGCUGAUAAGAAAGAGGCACCUUCUCAUGAAACUGAGUCUCAGGUGCUGGUGGAUGAGGCAAACGUGCAAAUAGAAGAAGAGCAACAUCUUGGCUCAGAUUUAAAGGAAAAAAAAUCAUUGGCUGAAAAUCUGAUACGUGAAAAGCCUCCACCAUCCCCAGAUGUGUCUAUUCGGGCACGGCAAGCACAGGAAAAUAUGACUAAAGAAAAGGUCAGAGAACUAAAACAAGCAAACUGGUCUCUGAACAAGGCAUGCCAGGCUAUGGCCCAGCAAUUUGAGGGAACAAAACAGCAAAUGGAAGAACAGCAAUUAAAGCUGAAGAGGCUAGAACAAGAAAACAGAAGGCUUAAAGAAGCUACAGAGAAGUCACAAAGAGAAGAGGAGGCUGCAGAAUUACUUUUUCUCAGACAACAAGCACAAGAACUGGUAGAUGAAAAUGAUGCUUUGAAAAUGACGGUCCAUCGUUUAAAUGUAGAAUUAAGUCGCUAUCAAACUAAAUUCAGGCCAUUGUCCCAAGAAGAGCAUCUAAAACUGAAAAGUUUACCCAUGAAAGGACCACCACCACCAUGGCUGUUGGAUAUGAAGUAUUUGUCACCUCUUCUGUUGGCAUAUGAAGAUAGAAUAAGAGAAAAGGAAGAUUUAAAUCUUGAACAUGAGGAGGAUAUGAAGAAUUUUAAAGUACGAGUUGAAGAGUUGGUAAAAGAGAAUGAAGAUCUGCAUGAGCAAUUAAACAAAAGUAACUUUAUUACCCCUACAGAAUGGCAACAGCUGCAAACUCAGGCCAAGCUAGUCUUGGAAGAAAACAGAUUGUUGAUGGAGCAACUUGAAAUUCAACAAGCUAAAGCAAAAGAUAGUCACAGACAACAUGUUCAAGAAGCUUCAAAAUUGACCAAGCAGAUAAUAAUCUUAGAAGAUAAGAAACAGAGUCAAGAAAAAGAGAUAGCAGAGUACCAGAAGCAACUGGAAGCUUUUCGUUCUGCUUGUGAAGAGCUGAAAGCCAAGCUAGAUAGCAGAAUAGCAGCAGAAGAGCACUUUGCUUUGGUGAAUGAUUUAAAAAGCCAUUUACAACAGGAGCAGGAGAAAAAGCGCCGUGAGGUGGAAGACCUAAUGGAAAAGAUAGCAUCACUGCAAGCUCAAAACAAGAAGCUGCUUUUAGAGAAAAAUAACUUCAUAGCUGACAACAAGAUCCUGGAAACUGAGAUGGAAAUGACUCAAAAGACAAACAGGAGAUUAAAGAAGAAAAUAGGUCUUUUGAAACAGCAGUUGGGGGAAGCAAUGGAAAAAGAAGUUGCAGCCCAUCACUAUCUAACAAACCUUAUUGGUGUGGUGGAGAAGAUAGCUCAGGAACGUGAUCAUCUUAUUUUUUUGGCCAAGUGUUUGGAAAAUGAAAAUCAUGGUGUUCUUAACAAAAUCAUAGAAGGCAGUCUACGCUUAGGAAGAUUGGAAGAAAAAGUUAAGGUAUAUAAAAAGAAAGCAGCUGGGAAGCUUGGAGAUAUCAGUCUCAAGAUGACUGAACAGGAGAAGGAAUUUGCAGGGAAGACUGCUCAGUACCAGCAGGAAAUGAAGCACCUCCAGCGCCUGCUGCACGACAAACAGGAAACCCUUGAUGAAGUGCUGCAGCAGAAAAGGAAAGUGGAAGGGGAACUUGAAAUCAUUUGGGAAUCCACAUGCAAAGAAAACAAGAGAAUGAGAGAACUCUUACAUAAAUCCCUGGGGAAGAACAACAUGUGGAGUACUGUCACAGUUCAUGAGCCACACUUAGAUGAAAUCUCUCAGAAGGACCUAGUUUAUGGACAAGAUUUUAGCUAUUGUGAUGUGAAAACUUCAUCCCCUACUAAAACCGAAAUUCAACAAGAAUCUCAGUGA
This is a messenger RNA of Tauraco erythrolophus (red-crested turaco), 2400 nucleotides long. RefSeq names its product centrosomal protein 89 (gene CEP89). Lineage: Eukaryota; Metazoa; Chordata; Aves; Musophagiformes; Musophagidae. The record is from RefSeq and is a predicted model, not a curated record. Gene Ontology annotation, biological process: cilium assembly; mitochondrion organization; chemical synaptic transmission. Gene Ontology annotation, cellular component: ciliary transition fiber; centriole.